Messenger RNA from Phymastichus coffea, 1403 nucleotides. It is a transcript of the gene ND-PDSW, whose product is annotated as NADH dehydrogenase [ubiquinone] 1 beta subcomplex subunit 10. NCBI's taxonomy places the organism in Eukaryota, Metazoa, Arthropoda, Insecta, Hymenoptera, Eulophidae. The coding region runs from base 259 to 765 and encodes 168 amino acids. The record is from RefSeq and is a predicted model, not a curated record. The transcript is spliced from 4 exons.
UAUGCAAAGGAUAACAAGCAUCGAUCAAAGUUGGAAAUUAAAAAUCACAAAAAUACAUGUGGCGGCGAAUCUGUGCGGGCGCGUGUAAAGGAAAAGCAAAGUGUACUGCACUGCAAUCUGAAGAGUAUCGCAAUUAGUAAAUUACAAGGAGAUAUAUUCAAUAUUAAUCGCAUCAAGUUGCGUAUGCUGUCACGGAUCACAGUAGUUGGACGUUAGCGAAUAGAUUGGAGUGCUCGCGCGUUCCAGUUAAUCGUAGUCAUGGGAGACGAUCCUCGAGCAAAUAAUCCAUUCUUCAAGUUUGGCUACUUUGUAUUCAAUCUCUUUGAUGGGCCUGUAACUUUCUUUCGAGAAAAGAUCGUCGAACCCAAUCAAAAACAUUACCCGUACUACCAUCAAAAGUUUCGAAGAGUGCCAACCAUUGAUGAGUGUGAGACUGAAGAUCACGUUUGUAGAUUUGAAGCACAGCAACAGUUUAUUCGAGACAAAAACGUUGACAAUGAAAUUCUUCACAUUUUGAGGCAACGCUAUGAGCAUUGUAAUCAUGAGGAUUUCAAUCAGAGAGGUGAGGCAAAAUGUGAACAGCUAUAUGAAGAGUAUAAAGAUGCUGCAGGCAAUUGGUUUGGAAAAUAUGGUGACAUGGGCCCUGAGCCUAAUGUUGUAUAUGCUUUUAUGAAACAAAAACAUCGUAUGGCAUGGGAACGUAGACAUGGGCCAGUAGGUACAGGAAUGAAACAAGAAAAGUUUACAAUCUCUGAAGAAUAUUAAUCGCAAUCUAGUGUGAUAAAUAAAAACUUGUUGUAGAGUACUUGUUUUUUGAAACAAGCGUAUGUACAGUUUCUCAUUAAAUAAAUUAUGCUUACAAAGAUUUGUUUGAUUAAGGAUUCACAAAAGACGAUGUUGAACAGAAAACUAAUUAUUUUAUUUUCUAUAUCACAAUAUACCAUGUAUAAAUAUAAAAAUAUCUAGGCUACAUAUAUCAGGUCCACUUUGGACUACAAAAAUCUUUCUUGUUCUGGCUUAAAUAGAUUUGAGUUAUUUUACAAUAGGUUCAAUGCUAGUGUUCCUAUUAAAAGAUAAAACAAUUUUCAACAAUACUCGUAUGAACUUUAAUAUCUACACUUAUUUAAAACUGGAGCCUCAAACUGCUCAAUAAAUUAAAACAAGCAAUACAAGUUAAUACAAGUUCUAUAAAAAAAGUUAUAAUCACAGGCUACACAUUUAGCAAUUGAACUAGAUUUUAAUAUAUAAAACACUCAAGGCGAUAUCGUUUGGUAAUAAAUAAAAUUAAAAAAACACAUUGCAAUAAUCUUAAAAUAACGCAUAUUCAAUUGAUUUUUUCCUUAUAAUUUAUUAAAAUACAAGAUGUCUAAAAUUGAUUUUUUCAUGAUAAUUUAUCGAUUCUU